Messenger RNA from Diospyros lotus (date-plum), 1187 nucleotides. RefSeq names its product cyclin-P3-1. Gene Ontology annotation, molecular function: protein kinase binding. Gene Ontology annotation, biological process: regulation of cyclin-dependent protein serine/threonine kinase activity. The record is from RefSeq and is a predicted model, not a curated record. NCBI's taxonomy places the organism in Eukaryota, Viridiplantae, Streptophyta, Magnoliopsida, Ericales, Ebenaceae. Bases 202 to 858 code for a protein of 218 amino acids. The transcript is spliced from 3 exons.
GAUUUAGAACACAGAAACGCAGAAAGAAGCAUUCUUGUUGAAUAAAUAAAGGCUAAAUAUUACAUUUUCUCUCUCUCUCUCUCUCUCUCUGGAUUUGAGAGAGAACAGAAGAGAGGGAAUGAAACCCGAGUUCACCUCUCUCUGUACCUGCUGCUGAUGCAAGAGAACCACAGUACUGGCUGAGAAAGUAGAUCACUGGAUAUGGGAACUUUGGCACGAAAAUCUAAGACGGCAAGCUCUGAUAUUUACCUAUAUUUGGGGCUUAAAGAAGUGAGAAAGGAGAAUCCAGGAAUACCACGGGUUCUAUCACUUAUUUCUUCAAUUCUUGAGAGAUCUGUUCAGAAAAAUGAAAUGCUAGUGGAGACUGCACAAAUUAAAGAUGUUGUCACAAUAUUUCAUGGUUCAAGAGCACCUUCUCUAGGCGUCCGGCAGUACAUUGAUCGCAUCUUCAAGUACUCCUGCUGCAGCCCAUCCUGCUUCGUUGUUGCGCACAUUUAUGUCGAGAGAUUUAUCCAACGGAUGAAUGUUCAUCUAACCGCGCUCAAUGUUCACCGGCUUCUAAUCACUAGCGUAAUGGUAGCAGCAAAAUUUAUCGAUGACGCAUUCUUCAACAAUGCUUACUAUGCAAAAGUGGGAGGAGUGAGCACAGCAGAGUUGAACAGAUUGGAGAUGAAAUUCUUGUUUGGUCUAGAUUUCCGGCUUCAUGUUAGCGUCCAAACGUUUGGGAACUACUGUUUGCAGGUGGAGAAGGAAGCAGGCGCUGGGAUCCAAAUUGAGCGACCGAUCCUGGCAUGUGGGAUCAAGGAGUGCUGGUCCAGCAAAGAUGAUUCUUCUUGUGCGUCCACGAUUGCUAGAUAAAGAUUAGCAGCAUCUGACUGUAUUAUUACAAAAAUCUCAUUCUGGGGCAUAUACCCAAGUUAGAAGAAUUGGAAGUUGAAUCAGUAGGUUCUACUGGAAAACCAGAUUGCUUGUUUGUUUUACCCGUCUUGCUUCUUCUCAUUUCCAAUGUAUAGCUUGUGAUCCAAUUUUUCUGUCUUGUCGCUCUCAUUUUCCUCGCAGCCGUCUGACUUUUUAGCUGGUCUUUGGUAACAUGAUUCAGCUGUAUGAAGCAAAGAUGAUGUUGCUUUUGAGUUUUGCUUCAGUUUGCCAUUACCCGGUUACGGUUAUUCAUUCAAGAAACUUGCUGA